AUGCAGCUGCCGGUGCUGGCGACGCUGGCCGCGGUGGCCGUGGUGGCCAUAGGCGGGCCCCUCACGUGCGACGACCACUGCCGCAUCAAGUUUUCGAUGCAGCUGAUGUUGAGAGCCCACGACUCGAUAUGCGACUGUUCCAAACUUGCGAAGGCCGGCCGUCAACCCACACCCGUGCUCGCCGAGGGGACCACCUUUCAACUUAACGACGACGGUGCCUAUUAUAAUAUCGAAAAGCCCUUCCACAUAUUAAAUCCCACUGUCAACUUUCGACGCAAACCGUCAAAAGCGCCAAACAACGUAGCUAUCCACGCUCCAUCUGUCGAUACAAAUAACGCAAAAGCACUUUCAUCGCACCUAUUUCAUACGCCCAUACAAGACUCCACAAUGGUAGGAACUAAUAUAACGACACGCAUAAGUGAACCAUUACUGAUAGCGCCUGCGGACACAAAAGAUGAUAAUAUUUCUGCUCAAAUUAAGAUAAGUAAGGAAACUAGUAAAACGUUAGUGACGGAGGAACCUUUUAACAAUAAAAUUAGACGCCUUUCUACAAGGAGUGGCGAAAGAGAGGAUAAUUCGCAAUCUUCUGAUUACUUGGAUAAUUUAACUUCGAACAGCGAAAUGCAAGACAGGGCAGUGGCACAGCGGAUUCCAAUACGUGACCUAAAGUCUGCCAUGAAUGAUGACGACGCCGACAAUAAAACGUCAAAUCGCAGUAAUAACAAAUAUCCAAAUCCAACAACAAAGUCGCAGUAUAAAAAAGCCUUUGGCUUGGAAACAGUAAUAUAUGCUGAGGGCCGCCCUGUAUACGACGAGAACGAAGUAUCGCCGCAGAGAGUGAUUACUAGGGAAUUCGUGAAUGGCACAGUUCAGAGUGUAAUCAACGGAACAGAGGACAUGAAUCGCGAAGCUUCCCUUAAUAAUGAAAACAAUGACUCCGAGUUUGUAGAUGUGGCUUUCGUUAUUAGCAGCAAAGAUUGGGACAGCACAGACAAUCCCAUGGACGCAUCGGGCACAGACCUCGGGGAUACGGAAAUGGAUGGUCUUAUUCAUAGUCACGGU
Molecule: messenger RNA, 1062 nt
Organism: Iphiclides podalirius (scarce swallowtail)
Lineage: Eukaryota; Metazoa; Arthropoda; Insecta; Lepidoptera; Papilionidae
Source: the annotation of a GenBank genome assembly